AUGAGCAGCAGCUCUAUGGACACAGAGAACAUGGAGAACAUGCAGACAUAUUUGUUCAAAAUCACCAUAACUAGCCAAUGGAAAGAAGUUGUUGCAAUCUAUAGGUUAGACCCUCGGGCUCGCAAGGCAAAGAUCACAGAGUCAGGUGACACAGCACUACACGUAGCGGUGUCCGAUAACCAAGAAGAGCAUGUUGAGGAGCUAGUAAAACUCGUCUCCACAGACGAGCUGCAAAUUCGAAACGAGCAGGGAAACACCCCUCUCCACAUCGCUGCAACGAUGGGGAAUGUGAGAAUGUGUGAGUGCAUUGCCAAGCAUCAUCCCUUGUUGGUUUAUGCUUUCAACAAAGAAAACGAGACCCCUCUCUUCUUGGCUGCUCUGCAUGGUAAAAAAGCUGUCUUCUUGUGCCUGCACUACAUUUGUAGCCUUCAUGAUGAUCAGCAGCGCUACAAAUAUUGUAGGAGGAAGGACGGCAAUACAAUCUUGCAUUGCGCAAUUGCUCGGGACUACUUUGAUUUGGCAUUUCAGAUAAUUGACCUGUAUGAAGAACUAAGUUUUUAUGUAAAUGAGGAAGGAUACUCCCCUCUCCAUCUUCUUGCAAGUAAACCUUAUGCCUUCGCAAGUGGGAGCCAGCUUGGGCCGUGGGACCAAAUCAUUUACUACUAUACAAAUGUUGAUCAGCUCAAAAGGGCAGAACGACCGGGUCACUGGGAUGACGAUCAGAGAACGAUCAAGACAUUCAAAGAUGAAAAGUAUCCCAAAUAUCUAGGGAACUAUCAAACGUGCAUAAACUUUUUUCGGUUGUUGUGGCAUAUGGCUCAAGUUCUUGUUACCAAACACGAUAAGGGCAAAAGCCGGAAAAAUUCAGCAGAUGCAGAGAACCCUGCAGGUGCAGUACCUAAUGCUCUGAACAGAGGAAAUCCAGGAUCCCAAUCAAAUGAUGGAACACGACGACAUCGAUCGUUGCCCGGACAUUAUAUCACCUGCUUUGAGUUUGUCAAGCUUUUCUUAAAGGCAAUAUUGCUGAUUCUUUUCGGAUGGGGGCCCAAGGAGAUACAAAAGAUAAGGGCAAUGAAGGAAAGGCACAAAUGGUCAAUUCAGAUAAUGAAUGAGCUAUUAAAACGUGGUUUGAUGUAUGCGUACGAAAACAAUGGUAUGCAUCCCCAGACAGCGCCAUCCCACAAAAAUGACAAUGAUGAUCAAGAAACAUGGCCUUAUGAAAUUGUUGAUCAAUAUGGUGACCAAGUUGUCACCCUCGGAAGCAUUAACGUUUACAAUCAGCCCAUUAUGAAUCCUCCCCCACAACUACAAGAUGAUAAUAAGCCAAAGAAUGAAGUGGGAGAGAAGAAGAAAACCCUUGCACUGGCAAAGAGGGAAACACCCUUCUUGAUUGCUGCAAAACAUGGUGUGACUGAGAUGGUGGAGAAGAUCCUCGAGCUUUUUCCGGUGGCCAUCCGUGACAUCAACGCAGAGAGAAAGAAUGUAGUGCUGGUGGCUGUGGAGAACAGGCAGCUCCAUGUGUACCGGCUCUUGCUAAGUAAGAAUAUCCCCAACAAAGACCACAUGUUCAGCAAAGUGGAUAAUAAAGGGAAUAGUGUGCUACAUCUAGCAGCAAGGUUGGGAGACCAUCAGCCUUGGCUAAUUCAUGGGCCUGCCUUCCAAAUGCAAUGGGAAAUCAAAUGGUAUCGGAUUGUAAAAACCUCCAUGCCACCACGCUUCUUUCCCCGCUUCAAUAAGGAAAACAAGACUGCAAAGGACAUCUUCAAAGAAACCCACAAAGAGCUUGUGAAAGCCGGAGCGGCAUGGCUCACCAAGGCCUCUGAGUCCUGCACCGUCAUGGGCGCGCUUAUUGCCACGGUCGCCUUUGCAACUGCUACCACUGUUCCUGGUGGCAUCAAAGAGAUCACUGGCAGACCAACCCUCGAAAACUUGCCAGCUUUCGACAUCUUCGCCAUUGCUUCGCUCAUUGCACUAUGCUCCUCGGUCACAUCCAUGGUCAUUUUCCUCUCCAUCCUUAUGUCCCGGUACAAGGAAAAGGAGUUUGGAAAAGAGCUGCCAAGCAAGCUCUUGCUGGGAUUGACAUUGCUCUGCGUGUCCAUGGUUUCCAUGUUGAUUUCAUUUUGUGCAGGACAUUUCUUCAUGCUUAAAGAUAAGCUCAAACAUGCUGCGUUUCCGGUUUAUGCAAUAACGUGCAUGCCUCUGGCUAUUUUUGCUGUAGGCCACUUUCCUCUGUAUUUUAAUAUGAUAUGUGCUAACUUCAACCAGGUUCCAUUCGAAAGGGGAGUCACAAGGGUAGCUCCUCUUUGA
Messenger RNA from Prunus mume (Japanese apricot), 2307 nucleotides. RefSeq lists its product as uncharacterized. Lineage: Eukaryota; Viridiplantae; Streptophyta; Magnoliopsida; Rosales; Rosaceae. Gene Ontology annotation, cellular component: membrane. The record is from RefSeq and is a predicted model, not a curated record. Gene Ontology annotation, molecular function: protein binding.